CCAGAAGAGCAUCGCAGUUGCUGGCCAUUUCCCAAAACAGAAGAAAAUGAGCAAUGCCCAGGACUCUAUUAUUACAGGAAACCCUGUCAUUCAAGGAUGUGGCUGUGGACUUCACCUGGGAGGAGUGGCAGCUCCUGGCCCCUGCUCAGAAGGACCUGUACCGGCACGUGAUGUUAGAGAACUACAGCAAUCUGGUGUCACUGGGGUAUCAAGCCAGCAAACCAGAUGCACUCUCCAGGUUGGAACGAGGGGAAGAACCGUGGACAAUAGAAGAUGAAAUCCACAGCCGAACCUGUCCAGAAACUGGCAAAGUUGAUAAUCAUCUGCAGGGUCGCUGGGAAAGUCAAAGAAUGCUGAAAGGUAUGGAACAACACCACGAAGACAAUGCAUUUGGAAAUAUUGUUCCUCAAAGCAAAAGUCAUUUUCCUGUCAGGCAAAAUCAUAGGUUCAAGUUCUAUAUAAAAACUUUGAAAUCAAAUUUAAGUUUAGUCAACCAGAGCAAAAGCUAUGAAAUGAAGAACUCUAUUAAAUUUAAUGGAGAUGGGAUCUUAUUUCUUCCUGGAAAGCAUGAAGAUUUUCAUUCUCCAGUUAAAUACCCUGUAAGUGCAAAACCCAUUAGCAAUAAGUCCCAAGUCAUUAAGCAUCAGAGAACUCAUGAAAUACAGAAAGCUAAUGUAUGCAGUGAAUGUGGGAAAGCCUUCUUUAAGAAGUCUCAGCUCACUGAUCAUCAGAGAGUUCAUACAGGAGAGAAACCUUACGGAUGCAAUCUGUGUGCGAAAGUAUUCUCCAGAAAGUCCAGGCUCAACGAACAUCAGAGAAUUCAUAAAAGAGAGAAAUCCCUUAUAUGCAGUGAUUGUGGAAAAGUCUUCACCAUGAAGAGCCGUCUGAUUGAACACCAGCGAACUCACACUGGAGAGAAACCCUAUGUAUGCAGUGAAUGUGGAAAAGGCUUCCCAGGGAAGCGUAAUCUCAUUGUACACCAGCGAAAUCAUACUGGAGAGAAAUGCUAUGUAUGUAGUGACUGUGGAAAAGGCUUCACUGGGAAGAGCAUGCUCAUCAUACAUCAGCGAACUCAUACAGGAGAGAAACCCUACAUCUGCAGUGAAUGUGGGAAAGGCUUCACCACAAAGCACUAUGUCAUCAUACAUCAGCGAAAUCAUACAGGAGAGAAACCGUAUAUAUGCAGUGAAUGUGGGAAGGGUUUCACCAUGAAGAGUCGCCUGACUGAACAUCAGCGAACUCAUACAGGAGAGAAACCCUAUGUAUGCAGUGAAUGUGGAAAAGGCUUUCCCAGGAAGAGCAAUCUCAUUGUACAUCAGAGAAAUCAUACAGUAGACAAAUCCUACGUAUGUAGUGAAUGUGGAAAAGGCUUCACUGUGAAGAGCAUGCUCAUCAUACAUCAGCGAACUCAUACUGGAGAGAAACCCUACAUCUGCAGUGAAUGUGGGAAAGGCUUCCCCUUGAAGAGUCGGCUGGUUGUACAUCAGCGAACGCAUACUGGAGAGAAACCUUACAGAUGCAGUGAAUGUGGGAAAGGUUUCAUCGUGAAUAGUGGACUGAUGUUACAUCAGCGAACUCACACUGGAGAGAAACCCUAUAUAUGCAAGAAAUGCGGAAAAGGUUUUGCCUUUAAGAGCAAUCUUGUGGUACAUCAACGAACUCAUACUGGAGAGAAGCCCUUUAUGUGCAGUGAAUGUGGGAAAGGCUUCACCAUGAAACGCUAUCUCAUCGUACAUCAGCAAAUUCACACAGAAGAGAAAUCCUAUAUAUGCAGUGAAUGUGGAAAAGGCUUUGCCAUGGAAAAUGAGCUCAUUUUACAUCAGCAGAUUCAUACUGGAGAGAAACCUUAUGCAUGCAAUGAAUGUGGUAAAGGCUUCACUGUGAAAAGCCGUCUAAUCGUUCAUCAGCGAACUCAUACAGGAGAGAAACCUUUUAUAUGCAGCGAAUGUGGAAAAGGCUUCUCCUCAAAGAGAAAUCUCCUUGUACAUCAGAGAACUCAUAAUGGAAACAAACCCUAACCAUGCAAUGAAUAUGGUUACACCUUCAGGAAGAAAAUACACCUUGUGUAACACCAGAGAUUUCACAGAGGAUAGACUUCCUUUAUAUGUACUGACUGUGGAAAAUCCUAUUCCUACAGUAUUGGUCUCAUUACCCAGCAGGGAAUUUACCCAGGAGACAAAUGGUAUGUAUGUAAUCAAUGUGAAAAAGACUUCAACGUGAAUUCAGCACCCAUCAAAGAACUUACUAAAGAGAGAGACCCUAUGGAUUCAGCGAUUGGAGGUAACCUUUCUCUCAUUUGUUAAGCCUUGAUAAAAAUAUGACAAUACAUAUGAGAAAUGUAUAAAUCAAGGUACAUAAUCCAUUGCAGAGAAUCUGAAUUCAUUCCAUACAAGUGAACUCUUGCAGGGGACAAACCAUGAUGGUUCAGUGAACUCAUUAAACAUCAGUAUGCUCCUAGCCUACUUGAAUAUGGUCAGUGUAGAUUAGCCUGUUGCUAGAUUUUUCACCCUUGGGAAAUUAUGGAAUUUGCAUAGGAGUGAAAUUUAAUGAAUGCAGAGAAUGUGCUAGUGCCUUCAGUGAUCAAUUACCUCAUGUUGUAUGUUAAAAUUUACGUAGAGAAAAACUGAAACAUUCAAUGCAGAAAAGGCUUGAAGAAACAUUUCUAGGUAAUUAGAUGUCUGAAAAGUAUGUACUAGGAUAAAUCUUAUGAAGGGAGAGAGCAGGAAAGCCUUCUAUGGAAAUAAAGAGUGUAUCUCAUCAGUGAUCCUAAGACAUCACCAGUGAGCUCAUACACAGUAGAUGAUCAUGGGAAAGCCUUUGCCUAGAAAUAAAACCCCAAUAGUUGCCUGAUAUUCAUGCUAGAGAAACAUUUUCAGAUGGCAAUCAAUAUGCCAGGAAUUCAGUGAUACUUUCUGUCUCAUCAUUUCUCAUGAAUUCAUACAGAAAUAAAACUGUAUGAACAUACUCAAUGUGGCAUAACUUCAGCAAAAUAGCAUAGAAUUCUGAAGGAAAGAAGCCUUGUGAAAAUGAUGUAUACUUGAGUUUUUUAUUACCAGGAUAUCACCUGAUAUCCAUUUUGGGACAGGAUACCUUGAACCAAAUUCUCAAUGAUUCCAUAAUUUUAAAGUAGCCUAUUCUCAACACUGAUUGAAUUUUUUUUUUUUUUGUGAGGAAGAUCAGCCUUGAGCUAACAUCCAUGCCAAUCCAUCUCUUUUGUUUGCUGAGGAAGACUGGCCCUGUGCUAACAUUUAUUGCCAAUCUUCCUCCUUUUUUUUUUUUCUUCCCUUUUUUCUCCCCAAAGCCCCAGUAGAUAGUUGUAUGUUAUAGUUGCACAUCCUUCUAGUUGCUCUAUGUGGGACGCCGCCUCAGCACGGCCCGACAAGAGGUGCAUUGGUGUGCACCCGGGAUCCGGACCCAGGCCGCCAGUAGUGGAGCGCACACACUUAACCACUAAGCCACGGGGCCGGCCCCAAAUUUUAAUGUUAUAUACGAUGCAGGGGUGUUCUGUGCUCACCUCGUAUCAUUAUAUGAUUAGCCCUUGCAUUUGUUAGGCUCUAAAUUCAUCUCUUUCAGUCUGCUAUGUACUUCAAAAGAAAAAGGAGUAUAUUCAUAAAUGUAAUUCAGUAUAUUUGGAUGUAUUUAUCCAAGUUUAUAAGUAGCAUUAAGUAGUUUAUAAAAGCACCUUAAAUAUGAUUUUUCUAAAAUUUGUUUCGAAAUAAUUUUAGACUCACAAGAAAUUAUAAAAUAUACAAAGUUGCUGAGUACCUUUGCUCAGCUUCUUCAGUGAUAUUUUUACAUAACCAUACUACAUAGUCAAAACCAAUAAUAUGACAUUGGUACAAUGCUGUUAAGUAAACUAUAGAUCUUAUUUGGAUUUCACUAGUUUUUGCAUGCACUAAUUUGUGUGAGGUUUUUUCUGUUUUGUUUUUUGGUGUAGAGUUCUAAGAAAUUUUAUCACAUAUAUAGAUUUAUGUAAAUCCCACCACAAGCAGGAUGCAGAAUUGUGCCAACAUGAAGAAACAUCCUCGUGCUACCCCUUUAUGGUCACACUCUGCCCCCAACCCUGACCCAUGGUGACCACUGAUGAGUACUCCACCACUCUAAAUUUUGUCAUUUCAAGAACACUGUUAAAAUGGAAUCAUACAGUAUGUAACCUUUGAGGUAGGCUUUCUUUCACUCAGCAAAUGGCCCUUAAGAUCUAUCCAAUUUGUUGAGCAUAUAAAUAGAUUUACUUUUUGUUACUGAGUGGUAUUCUUUGGUAUGGAUGUCCCAUGGUUGGUUUGUCCAUUCACUGAUGACAGACAUUUGGGUUAUUUCCAGUGUUUUACUGUUAUGAAUAAAGAUGCUAUAAACAUUUGUCUACCCAAUUUUGUGUGAACGUAAGUUUUCCUUUCUCUGGGCUAAAUACCCAGGAGUCACAUGUUAAGUUUGUGUUUAACUUUAUAAGAAACUGCUAAAUUUUCUAGAGUGGCUGUACUAAUUUACAUUCCCACCAGCAGUGUAGGAACGCUUCACUGGUUCAUAUCCUUUCUAGCACUUGGCACUGUCAUAUUUGAGUCUAGCCAUCCUGUCGGGUGUGUGGGAGUAUAUAAUGAUGGCCUUGACUUACAUUUCCCUAACAGCAAAUGAUGUUCAACACCUCUGUGGACAUUGAGAACCACAUUGGGUAAUGUCAUCAUUUUUGCUUUCAACCAUUAAACAUAAUCUAAAAAACUCAAAUGGAGAAUAGCCUAUUAUAUGUGGUGAUAUAUUUACCCUUUGUAUUCCUUUUUCUUAUUCCUGAUGUUACACGUUUCCU
Molecule: messenger RNA, 4798 nt
Organism: Diceros bicornis minor
Lineage: Eukaryota; Metazoa; Chordata; Mammalia; Perissodactyla; Rhinocerotidae
Gene: ZNF432
Product: zinc finger protein 432
Exons: 4
Coding region: 54-2018 (654 amino acids)
Biological process (GO): regulation of DNA-templated transcription
Source: RefSeq, a predicted model, not a curated record